CUUAUCAGGCUAACUUGAAAUCCGUGCCUCACCUCGAUUUGCAUGCCAACCUCAAAAUUUGCCCUUCAGUAAUAAGCCUGCUCAUCUUAGCUUCUCAUCGGAUUCUUACACUACAAUGUCAAGUGAGAACACCAACGGAUCGGCUGUCGGUUACGCAGUUGGAACUUCAUAUUCCGCUCCAGAAGGACUGGAAAAGAUACUAGUUUACACUAAAGAUCAUUACAACAAUCCCGAAUUGUAUAUUACAGAGAACGGCAUGGCAUUUUACAAUAAUCAAACAGUUUCUGAAAGCAUCAAAGAUCCAGAAAGGAUUACAUUCUACAAGGCCCAUCUUAGGGCCAUUGAAGCAGCUAUCAGGCAAGGUGUUGAUCUCAAGGGUUUCAUGGCGUGGUCUUGGCUCGACACAUUCGAGUGGAAUUCAGGUUACACUGUGGGAUAUGGUCUCAACUACGUAGAUUUCAAACACGGUUUGAAAAGAUACCUUAAAGAGUCUGCUCUUUGGUACAAGAGAUUCCUAGCUCCUUGAAAAGAUUUUAGGAGUUUGGACUGUUGUGAUCCUGUUUUCAAUAAGCUGAGGAUGUGCUCUUGGAGCCCUCGCUGUCAUGUCUGAGUUGAUAUGAAUGAGUGUUCAAGAUAAGACCUUUUAGUAUCGUGUAUCUUUGAAUAUUUUCAAUAAAUUGCAUGAUGUGUUUCUCAUA
Messenger RNA from Diospyros lotus (date-plum), 698 nucleotides. RefSeq names its product beta-glucosidase 24-like. The coding region runs from base 116 to 526 and encodes 136 amino acids. Lineage: Eukaryota; Viridiplantae; Streptophyta; Magnoliopsida; Ericales; Ebenaceae. The transcript has 5 exons. The record is from RefSeq and is a predicted model, not a curated record. Gene Ontology annotation, molecular function: beta-glucosidase activity. Gene Ontology annotation, biological process: carbohydrate metabolic process.